AUGAACGGCGCGCUGGAGCAUUCCGACCAGCCCGACCCGGACGCCAUCAAGAUGUUCGUGGGCCAGAUCCCGCGCUCCUGGUCGGAGAAGGAGCUCAAGGAGCUCUUCGAGCCUUACGGCGCCGUCUACCAGAUUAAUAUCCUGAGGGACCGCAGCCAGAACCCGCCACAGAGCAAAGGCUGCUGUUUUGUGACGUUUUACACACGGAAAGCGGCCCUGGAAGCCCAGAACGCACUGCACAAUAUCAAGACCUUAACAGGGAUGCACCACCCCAUUCAGAUGAAGCCCGCGGACAGUGAGAAGUCUAACGCGGUGGAAGACAGGAAGCUGUUCAUCGGCAUGGUGUCCAAGAAGUGCAACGAGAACGACAUCCGGGUCAUGUUCUCGGCGUUCGGCCAGAUCGAGGAGUGUCGGAUCCUGCGGGGCCCCGACGGGCUGAGCAGAGGAUGUGCCUUUGUCACGUUUUCCACCCGAGCUAUGGCACAGAAUGCAAUCAAAGCCAUGCACCAGUCUCAGACGAUGGAGGGAUGCUCGUCCCCCAUCGUGGUGAAGUUCGCCGACACGCAGAAAGACAAAGAGCAGCGGCGUCUGCAGCAGCAGCUGGCCCAGCAAAUGCAGCAGCUCAACAGCGCCACCACCUGGGGGGGCCUGACGGGACUGGGCGGGCUCACGCCGCAGUAUUUAGCGCUGCUCCAACAGGCGACUUCCUCCGGCAACCUGGGCGCCUUCAGCGGGAUCCAGCAGAUGGCGGGUAUGAGCGCGCUACAGUUGCAGAACUUGGCCACUUUGGCGGCGGCGGCGGCGGCGGCGGCCCAAAACUCCGCCGGCCCGUCCACCGCCAACGCCCUGUCGUCCGGCGCCGCCUCCCUGGGAGCGCUGGCCAGCCCAGCGGGCGCCCCCGCCGGUUCCAGCGCGGGCGCCAUGAGCUCGCUGACGUCGCUGGGCACGCUGCAGGGCCUGGCGGGCGCCACAGUGGGACUCGGCAACAUUAACGCGCUAGCAGGUAUGGCGGCGCUCAACGGCGGGCUGGGCGGCGCCGGGCUGGCCAACGGCGCGGCGGCGGCAGCGGCGGCGGCCGGCACGGUGGACGCGCUGACGCAGGCCUACUCAGGGAUUCAGCAGUACGCCGCCGCCGCCCUGCCCACGCUCUACGGCCAGUCGCUGCUCCAGCAGCAGGGCGCCGCCGGAAGCCAGAAGGAAGGUCCCGAGGGCGCCAACCUCUUCAUCUACCACCUGCCGCAGGAGUUCGGGGACCAGGACAUCCUGCAGAUGUUCAUGCCUUUCGGGAACGUCGUCUCCGCCAAAGUCUUCAUCGACAAACAGACCAACCUCAGCAAGUGCUUUGGCUUCGUGAGCUACGACAAUCCGGUGUCGGCGCAGGCGGCCAUCCAGGCCAUGAACGGCUUCCAGAUCGGCAUGAAGCGUCUCAAAGUGCAGCUCAAGCGCUCCAAGAACGACAGCAAACCUUACUGA
Messenger RNA from Nerophis lumbriciformis (worm pipefish), 1473 nucleotides. NCBI's taxonomy places the organism in Eukaryota, Metazoa, Chordata, Actinopteri, Syngnathiformes, Syngnathidae. The record is from RefSeq and is a predicted model, not a curated record.